This is a messenger RNA of Bombus pyrosoma, 1169 nucleotides long. RefSeq names its product S-phase kinase-associated protein 1 (gene SkpA). The transcript has 3 exons. Gene Ontology annotation, cellular component: nucleus; cytoplasm. Gene Ontology annotation, biological process: SCF-dependent proteasomal ubiquitin-dependent protein catabolic process. The record is from RefSeq and is a predicted model, not a curated record. Lineage: Eukaryota; Metazoa; Arthropoda; Insecta; Hymenoptera; Apidae. Bases 322 to 810 code for a protein of 162 amino acids. Gene Ontology annotation, molecular function: cullin family protein binding.
ACAAAGAGAAAAAGAAAUAGUAGAGUAAGGACGUAAAUAGGUUCUCGACGCAUUGAAAAGGAUAGCAAACGAAUACUGAGUCAGAGGGAGAGAAUAAAAGUUAUAACGGGAGCAACAAAGAGCAGGAGAACAAGUGCCUUCUGCUGAUCAACGGUGUAGCAAAUUAUUCAAUAUUCCUGUACAUUGACUGCGAGAAACAUUUUACGGUGAUUACUCUGAUACUUCGUCGAAUUUACAUAAGAGAAAUUCAGUUCUCUAACUUAGUGUUUAAUCUUUCAAAAUAGUUAAUACCCUUGAGCAGAUAACUUGUUACAAGAAAAUAUGCCUAAUAUCAAGCUACAGAGCUCCGAUGGUGAAGUUUUUGAAGUGGAUGUUGAUAUUGCAAAGUGUUCGGUCACUAUAAAGACCAUGUUGGAAGACCUUGGAAUGGACGAAGAUGAGGAAGAAGUGGUACCUCUUCCAAACGUUAAUUCAGCUAUCCUCAGGAAAGUAAUACAAUGGGCUACUUAUCAUAAGGACGAUCCACCUCCACCUGAAGAUGACGAAAACAAGGAAAAGCGUACUGACGAUAUAAGUUCUUGGGACGCAGAUUUCUUGAAGGUUGAUCAAGGAACUCUGUUUGAAUUAAUUUUGGCAGCUAAUUACCUUGAUAUUAAGGGUUUGUUAGACGUAACGUGUAAAACUGUUGCUAAUAUGAUAAAGGGCAAAACGCCAGAAGAAAUUCGAAAGACAUUCAAUAUUAAAAAUGAUUUUUCUGCAUCCGAAGAGGAACAAGUACGCAAAGAAAAUGAAUGGUGUGAAGAAAAAUAGAUUUGGUCAUGGAUACCUGGUUUCUUGGUUAUUAAAAAGUUCAGUUCCAAUGUUUGAAAUUUUAAAAGUUAAUACAUGACUUCUAUUGUUUUGAAGAGGUCGUUAAAAUGGUCACAGCACUUUCCACUCAAUGCAACAAAUAGUGUAUACAUUUUAAAUUUAAGAAUGAGUCACAUUAAUGUGUUUGUGGUUUAUUUAUUUCAGAUUCCUUAUAUAACAUUUAAUAAUACCAUUUAGCGUGCAUAAUGGAAAUUAAACAAGUUUGUAAUAUUAUAAUGAUUGUUAUCUCUACCUUAGGAGUAUAAUAGAUCUGCAUAACUAUUGUGUUUCAUUUACAUAGAAUAUAAAUUUAAUUUCUA